AUGAGCAGGAGGUGGAUAAAGAACCCGAAUAGAUGCGCAGACGAAUACUUGGAUGGAAUUAAGGAUUUUAUUGAGUUUGCACGUAGACACAAUCCGGGUGCAACUGAAAUCCGUUGUCCUUGUAGAAGGUGUAACAACACGUUGUGGGAGACAAUUGAAAAUGUUGGAUUUCAUUUAGUAAUGAAUGGAAUGAUUGAGACAUAUAGCAUUUGGAACCUUCACGGGGAACAAUUAGACAAUGCUUCGUCUUCAAAUGUCACAAGAGUGGACAAUGUUGAACCUAUUGUGAAUCCUAAUGAACAAGUCAUGGAUAUUAUAAAAAAUGUUUUUCCAUUUGUAUUGACCAACAUCAAUCAGGAAGGGGAAGAUGACGUGCCUACACCAAUGGACAGUGCAGAGUUUGAACAAUAUGAAAAACUGUUAAAAAAUGCCAACCAAGAGUUAUACCCGGGGUGCGAGAGCUUUUCCGUUCUCACGGCCAUUAUGGAGCUAAUACACGAAAAACGGGUAGAUGACGAUAUGAUGCGGCAUCCUGCAGAUGAGGAAGCAUGGAAAGAGUUCAAUCAAAUGUUCCCGAGUUUGCUGCUGAUCCCUGAAAUGUUAGAUUGGGACUUGCCACUGAUGGAUUCAAUCCGUACAGGAUGGUUGCCAUGGGAUCACGAGUGGCGGGAAAAGGAUAAAGAGUUCGACGAGAACACAGAGCGUGGCCUCAGACCUAGAGAAUGGUCUGGUGAUGAGAUCUUGGAACAACUUAGCCGUUUGGAUUUUGCUCCGUUCGGGAAAAUAGUUAGUCGGACCAGACCUUCUACACAUUUGAACUGGACGCAUAAGUCUAUGUUCUUUGAGCUCCCAUAUUAG
Prunus armeniaca (apricot) is the source of this 858-nucleotide messenger RNA. The record is from the annotation of a GenBank genome assembly. NCBI's taxonomy places the organism in Eukaryota, Viridiplantae, Streptophyta, Magnoliopsida, Rosales, Rosaceae.